UGGAGUGAGAACCAGACUUUCUGUAGCGAAGUCUUCACUAAUAAAACUGAGCAUCUACCCAGAGCGCGAACUUAACCCGUCCGCACUAGUUUGUCCCUGCGGACGCCUCGUAGUCAACUCAGUGCGUCCUCAGAGUCCUCCACUGCUAUGGCUACCGGUAGCGGCGUGACCUCCAGAGAGGGGCUGCGCUACGCAGAAUACCUGCCUCCUUCUGCCCAAAGGCCGGACGCCGACAUCGACCACACCGCGGGAAGAAGGUUGAUAGCUGUAGGACUAGGUGUUGCAGCUGUUGCAUUUGCAGGUCGCUAUGCAUUUCAAAUCUGGAAACCUCUAGAACAAGUAAUCACUGCAACAGCAAGGAAGAUUUCCUCUCCAAGCUUUUCAUCCUACUAUAAAGGAGGAUUCGAGCAGAAAAUGAGUAGACGAGAAGCUAGCCUUAUUUUAGGUGUAAGCCCAUCUGCUGGCAAGGCCAAGAUUAGAACAGCACACAAGAGAAUUAUGAUUUUAAACCAUCCAGACAAAGGUGGAUCUCCUUACUUAGCAUCCAAAAUAAAUGAAGCAAAAGAUUUGCUCGAAGCAUCCAGCAAAGCUAACUGAUGCUGAAGGUCCAUACCGAGGGAAAUGAAAGGCAAGCCUUCAAGUCCUUCAGAAGAAUGUGGAACAUGGUCGUGUCUCAUAUUGACCAAGUCUGUUCUCUGUCAUUAAGUGUGCAGCAAUAAAAGCCUUGCAGCCUUGCUCUGGAAGUUUCCUCUGGAAGGGACUUCAUACGUUCUGUA
Messenger RNA from Grammomys surdaster, 776 nucleotides. RefSeq names its product DnaJ heat shock protein family (Hsp40) member C15 (gene Dnajc15). Gene Ontology annotation, cellular component: PAM complex, Tim23 associated import motor. Bases 148 to 597 code for a protein of 149 amino acids. The record is from RefSeq and is a predicted model, not a curated record. NCBI's taxonomy places the organism in Eukaryota, Metazoa, Chordata, Mammalia, Rodentia, Muridae. The transcript has 6 exons. Gene Ontology annotation, molecular function: ATPase activator activity. Gene Ontology annotation, biological process: protein import into mitochondrial matrix.